AUGACCGCCUCAGCGCCUUCCCGGGCCCUUUCCCGCCUCCAGCUUACCCAGAACCAUCUCAGAGCCAAUUCGUCGACUCCAGUUUUCGAAAGCGUAACUGUGGGUGCUAAGUAUACCCAAGAGUAUAAGAACUACGCUGUGGAUCCUUUGACGAGCAAGGUGGUUUCGUAUUUCCAUGACAUUCCUUUGCAGAAGAAUAAGCAGGCUAGAACUGCCACUAUGGUGGUGGAGGUGCCACGGUGGCUGAACGGGAAGUUCGAGAUCGACCCUAAACAGCCUGGUAACCCGAUUAUCCAAGACGUCAAGAAGGAUAAGGUCAGGUUUGUCCGUAACUUGUUUCCUUACCAUGGGUACGUUCACAACUACGGUGCUCUUCCACAGACAUGGGAGGACCCUACGCAGAAGAGCAAUGUGGAAGAUUUGUAUGGAGAUGGAGACCCGUUGGAUGUGUGUGAAAUAGGCUCCAGAGUGUUGCCUACGGGCACAGUUACCACGGUGAAGAUUCUUGGCUCUUUGGCUUUGAUUGACGAUGGCGAGUUGGACUGGAAGGUUAUUGCCAUCAAUACAGAGGACGAGUUGGCGUCUGAACUUAAUGAUAUUUCAGAUGUGGAAAAGAAGUGCCCUGGCCUUCUAGAUGCUACCAGACAGUGGUUUAAGGAUUAUAAGAAACCAGACGGGAAGCCGGAAAACGUGUUUGCAUUCAAAGGUGAAUAUAGGAACGCUGCAGAGACGUGGGAGACCGUUGAAGAGUGCUACGAGGCCUGGAAGAAGCUUGUGGAGGGAAAGACCGAGGCCGGCAAGUAUGCCAUUGAAAAUGUCACUUUGGAGGGUACCCCAGGCAAGAAGAAUGCUUUUGACUUUAACGAUAGCGUUUUCGUCGAGGCUGCUGUGUCUGACGCUCUUAUUCCUGACGAGGUGCACAAGAGCUUUUACUAUUAA
Messenger RNA from Candidozyma haemuli, 939 nucleotides. Its product is annotated as inorganic diphosphatase. Bases 1 to 939 code for a protein of 312 amino acids. The transcript has a single exon. The record is from RefSeq and is a predicted model, not a curated record. Gene Ontology annotation, cellular component: nucleus; cytoplasm. Gene Ontology annotation, biological process: phosphate-containing compound metabolic process. Gene Ontology annotation, molecular function: inorganic diphosphate phosphatase activity; magnesium ion binding. NCBI's taxonomy places the organism in Eukaryota, Fungi, Ascomycota, Pichiomycetes, Serinales, Metschnikowiaceae.